AUGGCUCUCCAAGAGGUAUUUCUUCCUCUCUGCGCAGAGGUGCUUCACCGACCCCGUGCGAAGUUGCGGCCGAACAAGUCUUUCGCGGCGCAUGGCGGGGACUCGCUCUUAGCCAUCCAGCUCAUGGGUCGAUGUCGAGAUGAAGGCUACAAUAUCAAUAUUCGCGAUAUCUUGCAGGUGUCGACAAUUGGACGCCUGGCCGACUUCGUCUCGCCGCUUGAGAAGGACCCAGCAAAGGAAGAACACAACAGCGGCGAAAAGAACGCCACAAACACCAACCCGCAGGGCAAUUCCGAGGAACACACGACAGACUCUGGGUUCUCCUUGGGCCCAGGCCUAGACAAGAGAGGCGACGACGCCGUCGCGUGUUCCUGGACCCAGGAAACCUUUCUGAUUGCUCAAUCCACGGACCCGACCUUAUAUCAAUGUGCCUUCGUCGCCCGCCUGGACGCUAGUACCGCAGCUGCCCCGAUCAAUCAUACUCGGCUGCAAGAAGCAUGGGCAAUCCUAGUGGAACGACAUCCAGCUCUUCGUAGCACUUUCGUUGAAAGCUCUGCCCGGCCAGGCCAUUUCGACCAGAUCGUGCUUAGUCAAGGGAAGAGCACGUUGGAAUGUGUUCGUGGCACCGCGCAGGAUGGCGCGGAGACCAGUAUCGAUGACAUGACCCUGCGUCGACCGAUCAUCUUCGAAAGCCACCGCCAGACUCAUCGUGCUACUUGGGCGCCAGUAUCCCCGUUCUCAGGAAUCUUUCGGUUGGAGAUAUCGCACGCUGUGACCGACGCGCAGUCUGGACAAAUUCUUCUGCGCGAGCUGUGCCAAGUAUACAACGGCGGUCCACUUCCGGAGAUACCUCAACCGUACCCAUCGACGAACCAUCAGUAUGGCUUACCUGGCAGCCAGAAGCCUAUCCAUGCCUCGCCGUACCUGUCUGGCGCCGAGCCAAGCAUCUUUCCGAUCUGUGCUGGGAGCCCGGACCGGCGGAGCCUGCAAACCGUGCGUCACACGAUGGAGAACGAUGGUAUGGUAAAGUUCUGCGAGGAUCAUCAGAUCACCAUGGCCAACAUAUGUCAGGUUGCCUGGGCUUUGGUUUUGCGUACUUAUACGGGAUCGGAUGACAUCUGCUUUGCCAACGUCGUCUCUGGCCGUCAAGCCCCAGUCGACGGUAUUGGAGAUGCCGUUGGCUCUUUUGCGUAUGCGGCUGUCUGUCGCCUCAAGGUCCCCGCGGAUACAAACAAGCUGGACGCCCUGGCGCAGGCAAAGGACAUCUCAGUCGAUCAGUUGGCCAGCUUAAGCUCGCCGCAUGGCUGGCAAUCUAGGGAACUCGCCCGGUUAAAAGGCAAUACAAUGAUGUCUUGCCAGAGAAAGGAGAGGUCAGAACGGGAGAGCCAGGGGCUCUCCUUCGAGUUUGUGGACAGUGUUAAUCCGACAGAGUUCGAUUUGGUGCUGAAUAUCUACACGCGCUCGGAGGGUCUGGAUCUAGCGAUUGACUUCUGGGAUACGCGACUUGAUGAACGAGCGGUGACACGCAUAGCUUCUGCCUUUCAACAAGCGCUGCUUGGCCUCAUUAGCGACCAGGUUAAGUGUCUGGGCCAUGUUAGCGUGGCACCAGCCGCAGACGUUCAACAGAUAUGUGAAUGGAACCAGACUACUCCCACAAGAGUAGAAGCCUGCUUGCAAGACCGUAUAUACGAGCAGCAGUGCCAGAGACCCGAUGCUUGGGCCAUUCAGGGAUGGGACGGCGACCUUACCUACAGAGAUCUGGCUGCGAACGCCGAUACACUGGCCUCUUAUCUAUCUCAGCGGGGAGUGGCUCGAGAGACCAAAGUCCUGCUUUGCUUCGAGAAAUCCAAAUGGGCAGUGAUCGCACAGCUAGCUGUCUUAAAGGCAGGGGGGUGCGUGGUACCGAUUGGUCACAGCCAACCACUACAACGCACGAAGGCAAUCGUACGGGAUACGCAUGCCCCUUUCAUUCUAACAUCGCCCGGACUUGCGGAGCAAUUGUCGUCUCUAGGGCCUUCCUUGAUUAAAUUGGACGCAAGCUUUAUGUCCCGGCUUCAAGUUACGAGACCACCACCAUGCACGGCAACGCCAGAUAGCACGGCCUUCAUAGUUUACACUUCUGGAAGCACUGGUGUCCCCAAAGGAGUAGUGCUCUCCCACGGCAGUUUGUGUAGUAGUCUCGCCAGCCUAGUGAACAAGUUCGAGCUGAACUCGAAGACACGUGCGGUCCAGUUUUCAGCCUACACCUUUGACAUCUCAAUUCAAGACAUAUACACCACCUGGCAUUCUGGGGGCUGUUUGUGUAUCAUCUCCGAGGCCGAUCGCCUAAGCAAUCUAGGAGCCGCCAUGGAGCACUAUCGAGUUAAUGUAGCUGCCCUCACGUCCACGGUUGUGAGCCUUCUGUCGAGGCAGCAGGUUCCCAGCUUGGAGAAACUAGUUUUGGUCGGCGAGGCAGCUCAACCAACCACGAUUGAGCCUUGGCUGGGACUUCUCCGGGUUUUUAAUGCCUAUGGUCCAUCUGAAUGCUCCAUGGAGGCCGCCUGUGGCGAGCUGACGCCCGGUUGUGAUGUUCAUAAUAUCGGAACCGCACUUGCCAGCGUCUUGUGGAUCACCGAGGCUCAUGACUAUAACCGCCUUGUCCCUCUUGGGGCACCUGGUGAGCUAUUAAUCGAGGGACCGCUUCAGGCGAAUGGGUACCUCAAUGAUCCUGACAAGACAGCUGGCACAUUCGUGACAGACCCAGCCUGGGUGCAUCGACAUGACCUGGGAGUAGGACGCCGCUUUUAUCGCACAGGAGACUUAGUACGGCAGAACUAUGAUGGUUCUAUCACCUACAUUGGUCGACGCGACACGCAGAUUAAGGUCCGUGGCCAGCGCGUGGAGAUCGGUGAAAUCGAAUAUCACCUGCUACGGCAGGCGACCAUUUCCGAUGGUGCGGUUCUUUACCCUCGACGGGGACCCUGCGCAGAUCAGCUGGUAUCUGUAGUGGCCCUUCAUGAAUAUGCGUCCAACGCAAGUUGGUCCUCCGAGGCGCCGCCAGUCAUGCCCGACGGCCAGCCUACCGUAAACGAACAGAUUGAUCUUGCCAAGGGAUUCCUUGCAACGAAAGUCAGCAGCGUCAUGCUUCCCAAGAUCUGGAUUCCAAUCGGAAGUCGUCUGCCCCAAACGGAGUCCGGCAAGCUAGACCGAAAGACACUGAAUACGUGGUUGGAGGAGCUGGAUCCCGGCAAACUGUCUCCAUUCCAAGGUGGUCAGAAGCCGGAGCACGUCCAAGGGCCGAGAACAGACUUCGAAAGAAGAGUUCACGGCGCCUGGGCAGAUAGCCUAAAACUCCCGGGCGAGCAAAUUUCGGUCGAGGGGUGCUCCUUCCUCGCGGCAGGGGGCGACUCAAUACUAGCUAUGCAGGUGUUAUCCCAGUUACGUCCAAGCGGGAUUCAUCUUUCGAUGCGGGAUGUUGUGGGUAGCGCCUCCAUCGCACAGAUGGCUGCGAGGGCUGAAGAGGCUGCCUCUUCGUACGUCGAUAAAAAGGUCCAAUCGAGGUCUGAAGUAACAAACGUGACCGAUGGAAUCGAAGGAGAGAACCAGGCAACAGCUCGCGACUUUUCUGUGACAGUAAAGCCAGUGGUACUGGAAGAGCUCCACGACACAAUACUUCCCAACGCAGGUAUUGGACCCGACCAGGUCGAGAAUGUUUAUGCAUGCUCGCCGAUACAGGUGGGAAUCAUCUUGAAUCAACUCAAGGACCCAUCUCAAUAUUAUGGGCAACAGGCCUUCGAGGUCACGAGUACCGACUCAAGCAGGGUGAGCGUCGAGGGUCUCAUGUCGGCGUGGCAGGUCUUGGUCGAUCGUCAUGCAAUGCUAAGAACUCACCUCACCGUUGCCUCGAAGCAGACAAUGGACGAUAGAUUUUUGCAGGUCGUGUUGAAGUCUGUGAAGGCCGACAUAGAGCAUUUCACCUGCCCAGACACCGACAUCAUGUCUCGGUUAGCACAAAAAAAGGAGAUUCGAUUCAGCGGCCUUGUGGAGCAUAAGUUCGUGGUUUAUUCCACGCCUUCUAGGCGAACUUACUGCCAGAUUUUAGCCAGUCACGCUCUUGUGGAUGCUUCCUCCAUCCAGAUUAUCAUGCAGGAACUGAUCAAGGCCUACAAUGGUAGCCUCGAUUCUGCUGUUGCACCGUCCUAUACCAAUUACAUAAGGUAUUUGCGCCAGAAGUCAGAACAGGCGUCGAUCCAAUACUGGACAGAACGGCUUUCCCAAGCGCAACCGUGCUACCUCCCCCCUCUAUCAGAAGGCAUCAACACAGAAUCAAAUCUAGAGACAGUGAUCGAACCUGUCUCUUUGGUUGUGAAUGACUUUCACAAGCUGCGACAGUUUAGCAAGGAUCACGGAGUCACGGUGGCCAACCUUGUCCAGUGCGCAUGGGCUCUAGUGCUAUCCCAAUUCACGGGAUCUUCUGAUGUCUGCUUUGGUUACGUUACGAGCGGAAGAGAUGUGCCGGUAGACCAUAUUGACACUGUGGUGGGCCCAAUGAUAAACAUGAUGGUGAACCGUGUUAAGAUCGAUGCCGACUCCACGGGCAGGGACCUUGCUCAACAGAUCCAGCACAACGUUCUCGGUGCUUUUGAAUAUCAAACGGCUCAGCUAGUGAAGAUAUGGCAUGCACUCCAGUUACAGGGCAAGAGCCUGUUCAACACAGUAGUCUCGUAUAGGAACAUGCCAGAGGGGGAACAAGGUAAGUUCGGACUAAUCUUCAGACACAUCGUCGGCUAUGACAGGACAGACCAUGAUGUCACGGUACACGCAUUGUCGUCUUCCAGCAAAAUGACUUUGCUACUCGAAUAUUCAACAACCUUCAUGAAACAUGACGUUGCCGUGGGUCUCAUCGAGUGCCUUGGUCACGUACUCAAGGUAUUAGCCACCAGGGCGAACGACCCUAUCAGAAACAUCUCUCCCAUCAGUCCGGGAGAUGUACAGCAGAUCUGUGCAUGGAACAGCAAAAGGCCCGACCCAAAGAGAAGCCACACAAUCCCUGAGUUAGUAGAACAUCAUCGAAUGCUUCAACCGCACGCCACCGCUGUAUCUGCAUGGGACGGAAGUCUCACGUAUCAGGAAUUGUCGAGCUACUCGGAUCGGUUGGCCAGUAUCCUGCAGACGCAAUACGAGGUCGGGCUGGAGGCUAUGGUCCCUUUGUGUUUUGACAAAUCAUUCUGGGCUGUGGUAUCACAACUCGCUGUGCUAAAGUCCGGUGCUGUUGCCGUUCCAGUUAACCCGAAUCAUCCCAUACAACGGCUGCAAGGGCUCUUGGAAGACAUGGAAGCCCACAUAGUGCUUGUUGCACCACAACACCGGGCAAAGUUCUUCGAUAUUGUUCCGAACGUUCUUGAUGUUGGCCCAGAUCUACUCUCUGCAACCUCGGGGCCUGCCCAGCGCGAAAGGGUUCAUGCCAAACCAUCGAAUGCGGCCUUUGUGAUUUACACGUCUGGUAGCACUGGGAAGCCGAAGGGUGUCGUCUUGACUCAUGGGUCCCUCUGUACAAGCUUCCAAGCACAUGGAUCCUUUUUUGGUAUGGAUGAGAACACUCGCGCCUUACAAUUUGCCGCAUUCACUUUCGACGCGAGCCUGACUGAAAUCUGGGCGACCCUUUGCCACGGGGGAUGUGUCUGUGUGAUAUCAGAGGAGGAGCGAAUGAGCGAUUUGCAGGCGGCGAUUAAAUCCUGUCGCGCUACUUUAGCUCUCUUGACUCCUACAGUGGCAGGGUUACUCGACUGGGCCAAAUUACCAUCUCUUAAAACCCUGGUCCUGGUGGGUGAGCCUGUCACAAAAGACAUGAUAGACCGUGUUGUUGACAACUCGGGACGACGGACUAUCCUCAACGGUUAUGGUCCAACAGAGUGCUCGGUGCUUACGACAUGCAGCAAGCCCAUAACAGACCCAAAACGAGCACCAAACAUUGGCGGGGUUCUUGUAGGCGGGGUGUGGAUAGUCGGUUCUGAAGACAAAUUGUGUCCGAUUGGAGCAGUUGGCGAAGUCUGGAUCGAUGGGCCACUGCUUGCGCGAGGCUAUCUCAACGACCUUCAAAAGACAAAUGAAUCCUUUGUUUCCAAUCCCGCCUGGUCCCGUCUCAUUCCCGAGAUUCAGGGCCGCCGUUUUUAUCGAACAGGUGAUAUGGCUAGACAGAAUCGGCAAGGAGAGAUCAGCAUCCUGGGCAGAAGAGAUUCACAGGUGAAAAUCAACGGUCAGCGGGUUGAACUGGCAGAGAUCGAACACCACGUGAAACGGAAUAUGACGGGGAUUAGAGGCACGGCAGCGUUGCUUGUUAAGCUCAGUCACCAGCACAGUGCUUCAACUAUUGCAAUCGCCAUGGAAAUGGGCCAGCACAUCCAGGAAACUGACGAUCCGGAUAGCAUGCUCAUACCGGUCACUCCGUCUCGUCGCAAGGCAUUCGAAAAGCUUCAGGAAUCGCUCAUUGAGGCCCUCCCGCCAUAUAUGGUUCCCCAGUUGUUCGUCCCGGUCACUCGUCUCCCUCGGACGGUGUCGGAAAAGCUUCAUAGGAGGGGACUCAAGGAGGCCAUAGAGGGGUUGCGCACAGAUGAUCAGAUGCAGUACGCCCUACGCGCAGCUACCAAGACUCCCCCAGCUACUGAGGUGGAACUAAAGCUCCAGGGAAUGUGGUCCGAGGCGAUAGGGAUCAGCCGAGACAGUAUCGGCGUCCAAGAUCACUUUCUUCAUAUGGGGGGUGACUCGGUGACGGCAAUGAGUCUGGUGUCCCUCGCCCAGAAGCAAUCGAUCCCCUUGACUGUGUUCAACGUUUUCCAGUAUCCAAUCCUGCGGGAGAUGGCGGCGGACCUAGAGAAACGACUGGCAGUCCAUCACCCUGUGCAGGAAGUGCCACAAUUCGCGCUGUGGAAGCAUGCUGAUCCCAGCAUCCAACACAAUUUAUCAGACAGUUUGAUCGACAGUCUUGAAGAAGUAGCAGGCCGAGCGCACGUGAGCCCUGGAGACAUUGAAGACGUCUAUCCAUGUACGCCCCUUCAAGAAGGAUUAAUGGCCAUUACCUUGCAGCACCCACAAGCCUACGUCGGCCGAUGGGUCUACUCUCUCAAGGCUGAUGUCGACAUCGAUCGCUUGAGACGUUCAUGGGAGCAGCUAACCAAGCUAUUGCCCAUCCUGCGAACUUGCCUGGUGCCCGGAAAGUCACAUGGGGUUCUCCAGGUCGUUUUACGAGAAGGGCGCGCUUGUGACGAAGGGGAUAGUCUGGACAGGUAUCUAGCCCUGAACGCACGUCGCCCAUUCGGGCAUGGGUCGGAGUUGGUUCGGUUUGGCAUCAUUACAGAGACACCCGAACAUCGAUAUUUUGUUCUUACGGCUCACCAUAGCGGAUAUGAUGAUGUCAGUCUCGACAAAAUGCUCGGGACUCUCGCACGUCUGUACACCCAAGGUGGAGCUCCCAUUAUGCCACCGUAUUCGCGAUUCCUCCGUUAUCUAUCAGAUCAGGAUGCUACAGCGGCGCGGGGGUUUUGGACUUCUCAACUCGAGGGUGCCAUUGGAAGCCUCUUUCCUGCAUCAUUGGGAACCUCCUAUACGCCAGGGCCCUCGCAAACAAUCUCGUGCAAUCUCGACGGGGUCGGGGCCACCGACUCGGUAUCGAAAGGAACACUACUUCGUGCUGCAUGGGGCUUAGUUGUGUCCGCACACACGGGAGGCAACGUGCUCUUCGGGGAGGUGCUAUCUGGACGUUCUGCCCCUGUACCAGGCAUUCAAGAGAUCGUGGCCCCGACGAUUGCUACCGUCCCUCGCAUGGUGCGGCCGGUGAAAACAGAGACAAUCAGCUCGUACCUAGCAGCCAUAGAGCAGCAGAGCCUGGAUUUGAUGAAGUUCCAGCAUACCGGUAUACAAAACAUCCGUCGUCUUGUGGGAAAGGAGGUUAACCUACCGCAUCUAUUUACCAUCAUGCGGGCGCCAGAGCCUAACGACGGUGAAGGUUGCAUGCCACUGGGUGUUGAGUCCGUUACGCACACUGCCCCAUUUGUGCACAACAUUCCUUUGGUCGUACGAGGCACCAUAGGCUUCGGAAGCCAGAGUUGCAUCCGCGUCGAAGCCCAGUUCGACGAGCGAGUUCUCUCGGCUCCACAGGCACGGAAUCUUCUCAAUGCACUGCGCCAUGUAUAUACCCAGCUUGUAUCCUCGAUACAGCAUCAGACGGCUCAUCGAGCAAUCCUCAAGGAUAUCACCACAAUGAGUCCAGAAGAGACAGGGCAGCUAGCUCGGUGGAACGGGACCAUUCGCGAGACACAGUCUACUCUUGUUCACCAUCUUAUUCACGAGCGGUUUUGUGAAUCCGCGAGUGCGCCCGCCAUCUGCGCCUGGGAUGGAGACUUUUCAAGAGGGGAACUCGAUUUACUUGCUGAGACACUUGCACACUAUUUGGUUACGCUCGGAGUGGAACCAGAGACCCUGGUGGGACUUUGCUUCCACAAGUCAAAAUGGGUGGUGGUUGCCAUGUUGGCCAUUCUCAAAGCCGGCGGUGCCAUUGUGCCGAUUCACACCGAGCGAACCCAGCAGCGAGACGCUAUCCUAGAUCGGGCCGGGAUCAAAAUUGUCUUAACACAGUCACAUCUGCCGCAGGACUUCGGGGGCCAGGUGUCUCUCCCCGUCGUCGUGGAUGAGAGGCUAAUCGAAUCACUACGGCCCGCAACUGCCUCAGUUCAGUCUCCUGUCGCACCUCAUCACACCGCAGUUGUCUAUCACACCUCCGGAUCCACUGGCAUGCCGAAGGGCGUUGUUCUAGAGCACUGCACGAUGGCCACAAGCCUGCUCGCGGAGGCGGAUCGGUUCGGCAUUGACACGCACACACGGGCAUAUCAGUUUAGCAAUUUCACCUUCGACAUGUCCUUCCAUGAUAUCAUGACUGCCCUGCUGGUAGGCGGUUGCGUCUGCCUGCCGCACGAAGAAGAGAAGCUGGGCAAUUUAGCCGGCGCCAUUCGGCGAAUGAAGGUGAACAAGCUCUGUUUGACUCCACGGUUGAUCCACACCAUCCGGCCGCAUGAUGUGCCCGGCGUACAGACCAUCAUCGCGGGAGGAGAGGCCCUCCAGCAAGAGCAGAUAGAGCCCUGGUUGGGGUUCAGGCGCGUUUUCAAUGCCUAUGGGCCAAGUGAGUGUGCCAUUAUGACUACUAUCCACGAGCUUGGCCACAAGACCGAGGCCAGCAGUAUCGGACGGGUUGUGGCUGGAUCCGCGUGGGUCGUCGAUGAAAAGGACCCAGAGCGACUCCUCCCUAUCGGGGAGCCGGGAGAGCUUCUGGUAAGCGGGCCAUUGUUGGCACGAGGCUAUCUUAAUGAUCAACAGAAGACAACGGCAGCGUUUAUUCGCAGUCCAGCCUGGUUAACCCAGUACGGGCUUCACACCGGCAGCCCGACAGACGACCGGAUGUAUCGAACAGGCGAUUUGGUACGCCAGCAGGGUGACGGUUCAAUUGUCUAUCUCGGUCGUGUCGACAGUCAAAUUCAGAUUCGAGGCCAACGUACUGAGAUUGGAGAGAUUGAGCACUACCUGCUACAACAGCGUCCUGUAGUUGACGGUGUGAUUCUAUAUCCGCGCCAGGGCCCAUGCAAGGACCGCUUAGUCGGGGUCGUCGUUAUGCGGCAAUUUGAAAUGCCACCGGGGGCCGAAAUAAAGCCAACGGGCUCAGAUAAGCAGUUGUUUGUGUCGAAGAAGACCUCUGCGAUUCGUCGAUCUAUGCUUGGGAAGAUGCCGGGAUAUAUGGUCCCCGAGACGUGGAUCUCUCUGGCAUACCUACCACAGUCGGCCGCCCACAAGGCAGAUCGCCGCCGUCUUACAAGCUGGUGUGAAAACAUGGAUCUUGAUGAUUUCACUCGGCUGACACAAACCACUGUCGAGGGUGACGCAGUAUUGCCAGCCACUGAAACGGAACACCAGAUUCAGGCCGUGUGUGCUCUUGUCCUGCAGCUCCCACCGUCAAAGGUGGCAAUGAAUCGGUCUUUUCUCAGUCAUGGAGGGGAUUCCAUUACAGCUAUGCAAUUCACCUCGCGGUGCGCAUCGCUUUGUGGGAUGAAUAUGAGCAUCCGAAACGUGUUACAGUGUCGGUCUCUAGUCGACCUCGCACAGACAGCCACAGGCAAUGACAUUCAACUGCUAGGCACAUCGAUUCCGGACACGCCGUUCAAGCUCUCGCCUAUUCAGGAAUACUACUUCAAUUCAAUGGCAUCAGGCAGACUGGAUGUCAGCGGGGAAAAUCGUUUCAACCAGAGCGUCUGCCUCACACUCAAGGCCCCCUUUGAUGAUGACACUCUAAAACAGGCCGCCCUGGGGGUCGUUCAUAGGCAUCCUAUGCUAAGAGCCCGAUUCCAUACAUCGCCUUUGGGUUUCAGCCAGAGCAUCUUUCCUAGCGUUGAAGAUUCGUUCCGCUUUGCUUCUCAUGUAGUCCAGUCCGCAGCCGAGGCAGACGAUGUUAUCUUGGCUGCAGAAAGCCAGCUAAACCUCCAGGACGGACCAGCCUUUGCUGUCCACAAGAUACAAAUGGCCACCAAGCCGGAUCAACUAUUCUUAACUGCACACCAUCUGGUUGUGGACAUCGUGUCCUGGGGAAUUAUAAUCCGAGACUUUGAGAACCGACUCCGCAAUCCUUUAUCCCCGGGCUAUAGGAAGCCGGCGACGUCGUUCCCAGGAUGGAUCGGCCUACUGCAGGCCCACGUUUCUGAAUCUGCUAUCCCCAAACAGCUGGAUGGCACCAGCCCCACGCGAUCCAAUUGGGAUUACUGGACACUUUCACCAGAAGACAACAUCUAUGGGAAUAGUGUGGCAGACUCCGUCAUCCUGGAUGAAGCACAGACCGCCAACUUGUUCUAUAGCAGCCAAUGUACGGGCACGGAGCUCACGGACAUAUUUUUAGCUGCGCUUAGCCACUCUUUCAGCCAGGUCUUCACGGACCGCCCGGUUCCCGUUAUCCUCGAAGAAGGCCACGGACGGGAGCCGUGGGAUGAUCGAAUCGAUGUUGUCGAAACAGUAGGAUGGUUCACGAUCAUGAGUCCAGUAGAGCUCGGAAACCUCACAGCAGAUCCGAUGGAUGCUCUCUGGGAAACGAAGAAGGCCCGCCAAAGAAAGUCCGAUCAUAGACUUGCCUGCUUCGCAGUGCAAUCGAGUGCAGAUGGAUCUUAUCGAUGCUCGGAGGUGACUUUCAACUAUACCGGCCAAACCCAGGGUCUUGAUCGCUCGCAGGACCUAUUAAGUAUCGACUACGGGCACCGUUCUUCUGCCGUCGGCAAUGCUGUCAAGAGACCGUCUGUGUUUGCAAUUGAGGCGAGCACCAGAUCGGGUCGGUUCUAUUUCGACUUUAAUUACCCUCGUCAAAUAGACCAAAUAGAGGCGGUCCGACGAUGGGUGCAGGAAUUUCAGACGUGUCUUUUGGAUCUCGUCAAUCGAUUAUUCACUUCUCCCAAAUCUUACACACUCAGCCGCCUGCCUGAUGUCCGCUCGGGAGAAGAUUUGAUAUCCCAGGUCCAUACCGCAGUCCUGGCUCGUACUGGCAUCGACGUUGAAUCUGAGAUAGAAGACAUUUACCCGGCGUCUCCCGUGCAAGUCGGAAUGCUUAUCAGUCAGAUCAAGGAUCCGGGCACCUAUCAGGUGCAGCAGGUUUGCGAGACCAUCAAGGAGCACCAGGACGGCCUGAUUGAUACAAAAAGACUGGCAUCGGCCUGGAAGGCAGUUGUCGCACAUCAUACCAUAUUGCGCACGGUAUUCGUUCCAGUUAGUGCUGGUCAGACCUCAUUUUAUCAAGUCGUCCGUCGCCAGUGGCAGCCGCAGGUGUCAAUCCUCCACUGUGAAGACGCUGGUGAUGUACGAGCAACGUUUGAUAGGACAGGAUUGCCCCAAUAUACAGAGGAGCAACCUCAGCAUCGCUUCAUGUUGUGUCAGACGGCGAGAGGAGAGGUCUUCUUUCAGCUGGAUCAUAGCCAUUGUCUGAUGGAUGCCUCAUCUUUGCAGCUUCUUCUCCGAGAUCUCGCGCAGACAUACAAGGAGGGCUUGCCAUCGGAGCCAGCUCCCUCUUACGGAUCUUAUGUCUCUUUCCUCGAACAAGCUCCAGCAGAGCAGUCAUUAUCCUACUGGACCAACCGUCUCAGUGGUGCCCAGCCGUGCCGCUUUCCUCGCACGCGCAGUUCGACCUCACAGGGCCGGCUUAUGCGACAUAAGCAAGCUCGGUUUGAGGACAUGCAGUUGUUGCGCAGCUUUCGCGAUUCGUAUGGCGUAACGUUGGCAAGCCUCCUACAGCUAGCAUGGGGAGUCGUGCUGGCUCGAUAUACGGGCGUAGACGACGUCGUUUUUGGCUUCCUGACCAACGGCAGAGAUGCGCCAAUCCCGGGGGUCGAGAGGAUAAUGGGACCCAUGAUUAACCUGACCGUUGCUCGGAUAGAUAUGGGUUCGGAUGAUCUGACCGUCGCUAUGUGCGCUCGUCAGACGCAGGAGUCGUUUUUGGACGCUUUCCAGCAUCAAAGAACGCCCCUCGCAGACAUACAGCAUUCCCUAGGUCUAUCGAGCCAGUCCCUAUUCAAUACCAUCGUCUCCUACAACCGUGAUGCUCAGCCGCGUCCAGAUAGUGCCCCAGAUAUAACAUUUCGUGGGGUAUCGGGUAUUGACCCUACAGAAUACGACAUGAACCUGAAUGUGACUGGCAGCGAUGACGAGUUGCGACUCUCCGUUCAGUAUGACUCCUCAAUCAUAAGUUCUGAGAGCGCUCAAGGCGUCAUUGAGGGUCUCCAGUCGGCCUUGUUCUCCAUUUUGCGAGACCCAACUGGGCCCGUGAACGCCGUCCCAGUACUAGGUCCAUCAGACAUCAACAAGCUCCGACGAUGGAAUGCAGAGAGCCCACCUACGGUUGAGACCGCAAUUCCGACCUUCGUCUCGCAGCAGGCUGCCAUGCAACCGAGUGCGCCUGCUCUGUGUGGAUGGGACGGAACACUGACUUACGGCGAGUUAGAACGUUAUGCAUCGUGUCUAGCCUGUCAUCUCCAAUCCCACGGUGUUCGCGAGGAGGUCAUGGUUGGGCUGUACUUUGAAAAGUCAAUGUGGACGGUCGUGGCGAUGAUGGCUGUUCUUCGGGCAGGAGGCGUCGCUGUGCCAUUGGGUGUCAAUAUGCCUAUGAGCCGACUCCAGUUCAUGCUAGAAGACACCAAUGCCCCUAUGGUUCUCACCAUGGAGCAUCUGCGGGAUCGAUUUGACAGCAUUCCCACGGUUCGCCCUAUGGUCAUCAAUCGCCAGUCACUGUCACUCUUGCCAGAGGUCACAAGGCAUUGGGAUCCUCCUUCUCUCGCACCAGGCAGUGCAGCUGCCGUCAUCUAUACGUCAGGGUCAACAGGCCAUCCGAAAGGAGUCAUUCUGACACAUGGAUCCUUGUCGACCAGCAUCGAGCAUCAUGGUCUGCGCCUGAACAUCGGGAACCAUACACGCGCGCUACAGUUUUCCGCCUACGUGUUUGAUAUCAGCUUGCUUGAUAUCCUCACCACACUCCGGUUUGGUGGAUGUAUCUGCGUGGUCUCUGAAGAGCAGCGCAUGGGCGGUCCUCAGCUGGCGGCGGCCAUGGAGUCUUUUGAUGUUAACUCAGCUGCGCUUACUCCCACCGUGGCCUCUCUGAUCCGACCGGAGAAUGUCCCUUCGCUAAAGACAUUAGUCCUUCUUGGGGAGAAACUCCCUCCAUCUAUUGUGGAAAUCUGGUCCCCCCAUGCGCGUGUUUUCAACGGGUAUGGCCCGGCCGAAUGCACGAUUUUAUCAACAGUCAGUGGCCCUCUGUGGGAUCCGACACAAUCCGCCAACGUGGGCACAGCGAUUGCCGGUGCACUUUGGGUGGCAGAUCCAAACAACCCCGAUUGUCUCGUUCCCAUUGGGGCGGCCAUUGGAGAAUUGCUUAUCGAAGGGCCUCUCCUGGCACGCGAAUAUCUUCAUCAGCCUGGAAAGACGGCCGAUGCCUUUUUAGUAGACCCUUCCUUCCUCGCCCAAUAUUCGCUAGGUCCGUCAGCGCCGGGGCGAAGGCUCUACCGCACGGGAGACUUGGUGCGGCAGGAUCCCUCUGACGGCUCGAUCAUCUACAUUGGCCGACGAGAUGACCAAGUCAAGAUACAUGGACAGCGGCUCGAGCUCGGCGAGAUCGAGCACUGGGUGCGUGAGACGGUGGGCUCGGGGUUCCCGGCAGCAUCAGUCUUGUUUGAACCUGAGCGAGAGACGGAGCAAUCGACUGUCCUCGCGGUUGCCAUCGAGGUUUCCGAGCAGACACACGUCGGGGGCUCCGGAGUAAGCUCCAAGUCUCCAUUUGCGUAUUUGACACCCGAAUGGCAUGGUUUAGUCGAUAAACUCUCCAGCACGCUGAGUCUGGUCUUGCCAUCUGUCAUGAUCCCCUCCAUCUACGUCCCGAUGCAACAAAUGCCGUUAACAGCAUCGGGUAAAAUAGAUCGCAAAUCCCUUCGCUCGAUUCUGGCGAGUCAGACUUCCGAUCAGCUGGCACAGUAUGUUUUGACUCAGGGUAUCCAUCGGGAGCCGGUCACCGACCUCGAAUGCCGGUUGCGAGACAGUUGGCUUUCGGUCCUGCCAUUGUGUCCUAAGAUCGGCCGUGAUUCUCAUUUCUUCCGGUGUGGUGGCGAUUCAGUUUCCGCAAUGCGCCUGGUAGGCCUGACUCAGGACGCCGAACCGCCUUUGCCUCUCACCGUCGCCGACGUCUUUCACUCCCCGAUGCUUGCAACCAUGGCAGAGGUCAUCGCUCAGCGGCUGUAUGGAACUGAGGGACGGGCGGAUGACACCGAGCCCAAUCCAAUCCCAUUCUCUCUAUACCCUGUCUCGUCGAAGAGUGAUAGAGAUGCGUACAUCCAUGCCCUAGCGACGCAAUGUCAUGUGGCGCCGAUGGAGGUGGAAGACGUAUACCCGUGUUCCCCGUUGCAAGAAGGCAUGAUCACAGUCACGACUCGAGAACCUCGAACUUAUGUUGGUCAUUGGAAAUUCCGGCUGGAUGCGAGCAUGGACUUGAUCCGCUUCAAGCAUGCCUGGGACCAGAUAUUCCAGCAAACCGUGAUUCUUCGCACUAGAAUUAUUCAGGAUUCCGACGGGCGAUAUAUGCAGCUGGUUAUUCGACAGAACUUGCCCUGGACGGAGUCAAACACUGAUGGGACCCUGGAUCUAUGCAAAACACAAAGCACAGCCGAACCAAUGGGGCUUGGCUCACCUUUGGUCCAUUUUGCCAUUGCCAAAAGCCCUGCGGAAACAGUGUUCACGUUUACGGCACAUCACAGCGUGUAUGACGGCUGGACGUUGACUGGGCUCCUAAGCGCCGUUUCCAGCCUCUACCACCAAGGCCAGGUUUCCCGGGUGUUCACGCCUUACAGCCGCUUCAUGCGUCACCUACAGCGGACUAUCUUCACCGACGCUGCUAAGCAGUAUUGGCAAUCUUACCUCGCGGGGGCAGCCGAGGCAACAGAAUUCCCCGUUUCGUCGUUGCGAUCUGACAACAGACUCCCUCAGAAGCUCACACAUCGAAUCGAAGCGGGAAGUCAGCCAAAUGCAGUUACUCAGGCCACCCUGCUGCGCGCGGCAUGGGCGAUGGUCAUUUCUCAGGAGACGGGAAACAGCAGGGUUGGCUUUAGCAGCACACUGGCUGGCCGCUCGGCUCCUGUUGCAGGAAUCUUAGACAUCAUGGGUCCAACUAUCGCGACAGUCCCGGUCCACAUCCAUCUGGACAAACACCAACGAGUCCAAGGCUAUCUGGAAGCAGUCCAGCAACAGGCUGUCGACAUGAUGCCUUUCGAGCAAACGGGCUUACAGAAUAUAAGAUCCAUGGGAGUGGACUUGCCGGCGAGCUUCAUGCAGCACUUGUUUGUGGUUCAAUCCCGGGGUGAGCGCCUCGACCAGACUGUCCCUGGUCUCGAGUUAAUACCUGGUCCUGAGACUGCUUUCACGGACUACCAACUGGCCGUCAUCUGCAAUCCGAUGGCAGGGGGGCAGCACUCGGCGGUGGAUAUUGAGGUCUACUUUGAUUCCGCAAUGAUUCCGGCAGCCCAGAUGAAGAGGUUACUAGAUCAGUACCAGCAUGUGGUGACUCAACUGCAACAGGCGACAAUAACGGAUAGCAGCGAACUCCAGGUGGGCGAAAUAGACAUGGUGUCUACUCAAGACGCACUCCAACUUGCAGAAUGGAACCUCAGCCACAUGGAAACGCGAAAGGAGAGCCGAGCAAGAAUCCACGAACUUGUCGACCAGCAACUCAAGACUCGUCCGGACGCACCCGCUGUGUCCGCUUGCGAUGGCGAUCUUUCAUACGAGCAGCUGAACCGACUGGCCCUCCGGUUAGCUCGGCACCUCAUCGACCUUGGAGUUCGUGUAGAGACACCAGUGGCCAUGAUGCUAGAAAGAUCAUUGUGGGUUGUCGUCGCCGAGCUGGCAAUUCUGAAGGCUGGCGGCAUCGUUGUACCCGUGAACCGGGAUCAUCCAACGCAGCGUAUUCAGGGGAUCCUAGAUCUUGUCAAGGCGCCCAUCCUGCUAGCAUCAGAUGGCACGCACCAAUUCCAGUCUCAAUACACGCUGGUGAUCGAUGAGCAUCUCCCGACAGUGUUCCCUGCUGCCGAUCCCACCGUCCUUCCUGAAGUUGGCAUCAACAACGCUGCUUUUAUAAUCUUCACAUCUGGAAGCACCGGGACGCCCAAAGGAGUUGUCCUCGAACAUCAAGCCCUAACUGCAAGCAUGAAGGCGCAUGGAGUACUCUUUGCUGGGCCCAACACACGUACCCUUCAGUUUGCCACUUACACAUUUGACCUCAGCAUUGCAGAGAUCUUCACAACGUUGAUCUUUGGUGGCUGUGUUUGCAUUCCGUCGCCGUCAGACCGUUUGAGCAACGUGGCCAAAGCAAUUACAGCCGCAAAUUCAAACGUGGUAAGCCUGACCCCGACUGUGGUCGACCUUCUGAAGCCAGAAGAUGUUCCCUCGUUGCAAACCAUCUUGAUGGUUGGCGAGGCUCUCCGCCCUGAGACGACAGAGCCUUGGAUCGCGCAGGGUGUGCGUGUCUUGAACGGAUAUGGCCCAACGGAGUGUUCCAUCUACACCACCAUCAGUGACCCCAUAAUGGACCCUGCGCAAGUGUCGACACUCGGCAAGGGGCUGGCAGGAUGUGGAACGUGGAUCGUCAAUGCUACCGACUAUCACCAGCUGGUGCCGAUCGGAACGCCUGGGGAGCUCUUAGUGGAAGGGCCGUUGCUCGCUCGAGGCUAUCUCGACGAGGAAAGGACGCAGAAGGCAUUCAUCAAGGACCCGGGAUGGUCGAAACGCUGGGAAUUCGCGGCACUCCGUGGACGUCGGCUAUACCGAACCGGGGAUCUGGUACGACAGGCUCCAGAUGGAUCACUGCAGUAUCUCGGUAGGGUGGAUACCCAGAUCAAAAUCAACGGUCAACGGGUUGAGACCGGGGAAAUCGAGCACUGGGUCAAGGCGAAGCUCCCCAGUGCCCACGAGGUGGCAGUCAAAAUCAUCAAGCCGGACCAGCUGGCAGAUGAACCCUCCCCUCGAGCUGUCCUGGCCGUUGCAAUUGCAAUGGACGAGUCAACAUCUCCCGGGUUGCGCCCUGGUGACCAGCUAGCACCUCAUCUACUGCCUCCGUCAGGCAAUCUGCAUCAAUUGUUCGUCAACUUACGUGCCGCUUUACUGGAUGUCCUCCCGCAAUACAUGGUGCCGCACCUGUACCUUCCCAUGAAUAGGAUGCAGCUCACAGAUUCGGGCAAACUGGACCGGAGAGCCACCUGGAAUCUUAUUGCACAGUCCCCCUCCUUGAGUCAAUACAGGCUCCGCAACGCCUCCAAGAUACCACCCUCAACCUCCAUGGAAGUCCACCUCCGUCAGCUAUGGGCAUCCGUUCUGAAGGUUCCCGUCCAAGAGCUGGGAGUCAACGACGAUUUCUUCCGGGCUGGGGGUGAUUCUAUCUCGGCGAUGCAAUUGGUGUCCCGAGCCCGUUCUGAAGCCCUCGCUGCCCUUGAGGUUGCGGACAUCUUUCGGUACCCAACUCUAUCGGCCAUGUCGGCUCUGUCAGAACAAAAGCAUCAGUCUCAUGUCAGGCCCUUUGAGUACAAACGAUUUGCAGCCAUGGGCACUCCAGAAGAUGCUGUACUACUGCAGGAGACGUUGGGCUCUCGCCUGGAUUCGCCUGGCGCAAUCAUCGACGCUGCCCCGGUUACGGAUCAACAGGCCACUUUCGUAAUUGGAACUUUGCGCAAGUCGAGAGACUCCUUGGCACAUGUAAUAUUGGAUGGCAAUGGGAUCCCUGACAUCGAACGCUGGACGGCAAGCUGUAUGGAGCUAAUCCGGCGACACGAAAGCCUGCGAACUGCGUAUGUCUUCCACGAGGGAGAGCUCCUGCAAGUCGUCCGGGAUGAGUAUCGCCCUCACGUCGCCGUCUUCAAUACGAAUCAGCCCAUAGAUCAGUUCUCGAAGGAGCUAAUCUCACGGGACAUGGGUCAACCACCCCGUGUUGGUCGACCGUUCACCGAGUUUGCCAUUAUCACGAACCCGCAUGCACAGUGCCAUCAGAUAGCUAUUCGCAUAAGCCAUGCCGAUUACGAUCAGGCUACACUUUCCUACAUCCUGCAAACACUGCAGGCGAUAUACCAUCAGCAGCCGACGGACACAUUCUCCACUGCCUGUCAGUACAUGCACUCUCUCCAGAGACAAGACAAGGAGACGAGCCGAUGCUUCUGGAGAUCUGUGUUAAACGGCGCGUCCAUGCCAUCGAUCGUGUCUCCAUCGGCGAAACAAACCCGGUCCCCUGCGAAGCUGAUCCACCAUGCAACAGACGUGGUCGACAUCCAACAACCUUUGCCGGAUGGCGUUACUCUCGCGGUCGUACUGCAAUCUGCCUGGGCCCUCGUCCUUGCUCGCCAUGUCGGCCGACAGGAUGUGCUCUUCGGCGACGUCGCCUCGGGUCGGCAUCUCGAGUCCGCUCCCAUUGGAAACACUGCUGGUUGCUGCGCAAACGUCGUUCCUGUGAGGGCUUCCCUGGAGACAACAUGGACAAUCCUCGAUCUGUUCUAUCAUCUCCGGGAACAGCUUCUUGCCCGCAUGCCACAUGAGACACUAGGCUUCCGUGAUAUCUUCCGACACUGCACAAGCAUGCCGCAGUCGGUCUACUUCACUUCGCGGCUGAACAGCGUCAAACAAGCCCGGAUGCCAGAUUGGGACGUAGCCGAUUAUCGCGUCUCGGUCUCUUUUCCCGACGCAGCCGAGGAUCUCCCCAACAUCUCGAUCACCUGCGUCCAGAAGCCCGGCCAGAUAGAACUCGCUGUUGGCUACUUGGAAGGUGUGGUUUCUCCACGACUAGCGGAUGCUCUCUCUCAAGAUCUCCACGCCACAGCGAACCUGUUGCUGAACGGCGACCACGCCAUUACUCUCGAUUCCUUUCUUCCUCGAGAUGGAAAUAUGCCAGACGACGUUCAUGACGAAAAGCCCUCUCACUCUCGCUUGGACCAGAGCAUAGAGCUCGCCGUUCGCGACCAGGAUUUUGUCGAUGCCGGCUACACUGCACUGGCUCUGCAACAGCAGGGUCAUGAUAUCGCGAUCGACGAUAUACUAGAGCACGGGAGUAAUCUGGUCGAUGGGCUGCAAGCCAGGCUUAAAAAUUGAUUUUUGUAUUCGAUUGGAUCUGUAUUUAUUGUUUAUUUUGCUGAAGGAAUUGUGGCCCUCAUGGGAUAGCAGAUAAUUAAU
Molecule: messenger RNA, 19734 nt
Organism: Aspergillus steynii IBT 23096
Lineage: Eukaryota; Fungi; Ascomycota; Eurotiomycetes; Eurotiales; Aspergillaceae
Product: acetyl-CoA synthetase-like protein
Exons: 2
Coding region: 1-19653 (6550 amino acids)
Biological process (GO): amino acid activation for nonribosomal peptide biosynthetic process; secondary metabolite biosynthetic process
Cellular component (GO): cytoplasm
Molecular function (GO): phosphopantetheine binding; catalytic activity
Source: RefSeq, a predicted model, not a curated record